Rodentolepis nana is the source of this 231-nucleotide messenger RNA. The record is from the annotation of a GenBank genome assembly. NCBI's taxonomy places the organism in Eukaryota, Metazoa, Platyhelminthes, Cestoda, Cyclophyllidea, Hymenolepididae.
AUGCCUUUCCAACCGCCCAAACUUGAGAAAUGUGUCCGUUGUGGAAAGACAGUCUACGCCGUAGAGAGAGUUGAAGCUGGUGGUCAAAUUUGGCACAAACAGUGCUUCCGGUGCGGCACAUGCGACUUGGUCCUAAACCUUAACAGUUACAAACAGGCUGACCAACAACUUUAUUGCGGGAAACAUUAUCAGGAGUUAGUUUUGGCAAAGAACACUCAGACACCCGUGUAG